Suillus fuscotomentosus is the source of this 2197-nucleotide messenger RNA. RefSeq lists its product as uncharacterized. Bases 362 to 2056 code for a protein of 564 amino acids. The record is from RefSeq and is a predicted model, not a curated record. Gene Ontology annotation, molecular function: nucleic acid binding; exonuclease activity. Gene Ontology annotation, cellular component: nucleus. The transcript is spliced from 7 exons. NCBI's taxonomy places the organism in Eukaryota, Fungi, Basidiomycota, Agaricomycetes, Boletales, Suillaceae.
GCGUGCUCGACGACUGUCAAACCCAUUCAUCACAUCCAAAUCCCUAACCCAUGAAACCGUGUCCGCAUAUACACCAAAACACAAAAUGAAAAGAUCCCAAGACUUCGUAUCGUCUCCUCGAAAAUCAUCUAAUCACAAAAAAGCUAAGGUAGCGCCUAACCAGGUAGUCCACCACGCGAGUACAGCAUGCGAGGAUGAUCAUGAUGCUGGUGAAGCGGAAUGGACCCGCGUGGAAAAACGCAAGACCAAAAAGAACAAGAAGGUCGAAGCCAAACACGAUGUGUGUCUUAUUAGUGCCUUCCUUUGUCGUCCGCAGCUUUUUUUGAAUGAGAUAUAUGUUUCUUUCUGGUUUUAGGCACUGAUGCCCAGAUUCAUGUACGUGAACGGUGAGAUCGUAAAGAGAAAAGAUGCUGUCCAUAUAAACGACGUUCGAGAUUUGGUGUUGCACAUAGUCGCGGAUGCACCUCCGCCUAACUGGGUCAAGGUCGAGCACGCCCGAUCGAUCGAGAAAGUCGUAACACUCCUCAUACCUGGAAUCCUUCCUUCUACACUGGCCCUUCCACCUCUGCCGACCUCAGCCACCGUUAACCCGAAUAUUCCACUCUCAAUUCCACUUCCUGCAGAAUCGCACACCCCCAUUCCCUUCAUCGCAUCUACUUACAGCCAUGCAUGCCCAACCCGUGCUCCAGGCGACCAAACUCGGAUGUACUCCGUUCUCAGCGAGUUCUUCCAAUGCCAGGUUACACCGCAGGAGAGAGCCAAGAGACAAGCACAGCGAGCCUCACAACGUGCCUUCGAUGGCACACCAGCAUUGUACUUGUUAACGUUGAGGGAGAUGAUAGAGAACGAGUAUCCAAUUCCCUCAUACAUGGCCGAUGUAUUCGAGAAGGGACCCGGUUGGAUCGAGACUCCACAGGCAUCAGAAGAAUCACUGUUAUUGCUUCCAGCAGAUAAGCUAGAAUCAAAAAUAUAUGCUAUCGACUGUGAAAUGUGCUUGACCGAGGAUGGCAAAGAACUCACCCGGGUUUGCAUGAUCGAUUACGAGAGCGGAAUAGUCGUAUACGACAAACUCGUCAAGCCCCCAAAACCAGUCACCGAUUACAUGACUAGAUGGUCGGGCAUCACAGAAUCUUUGCUCGCAUCGGCUACGACAACUGUCGCUGAAGUUCAAGCACAGAUCAUGCCCAUCCUCGCUCCAAAAGAUGGGCCGACCUCCAUUCUGGUCGGACACUCCCUUGAAUCUGACCUCCGUGCCCUGCGGAUCUGCCACCCGAAGUGCAUCGACACCGCGGUCAUUUACCAUCACCCACGCGGCCGGCCGUUGAAGCCCGGGCUUGCGUGGCUCACCAAAAAAUGGCUGAAUCGCGAAAUUCAGACACGGGGUGAUAGUGGACACGACCCGGAGGAGGAUGCGCGGGCGUGUAUUGACCUCCUGCGGUCGAAAGUAAGAUACGGCCCAAGCUAUGGGGAGUUCAAGACUGAUUUUGAGAGCAUAUAUGAGCGUAUGGGGAGGGCAAGCGGGAGGGGCGGACCAGGAUCUGUACGGAGUGUAGUGGUGGACCAUGGAAACCCUGGUGUGAUGCAUGGAUCCAAAGCCAGCUCGAAUGUGCCAUGUACUAGCGACGAAGAAGUACUUGAUGGACUGUUACAGGCUAUUCCAGCACACGAGUUCGCAUUUGGACGGUUUACCGGUGUUGCAGAUGCACUGGGCUGGCUAACACCAAAGACGCCCGCUGGAGAGACCCCAGUCGUCACCCCAGCUGAACCAUCGCCCGUUAUUCUCGCCAACGCCCAAGCAACUCUUAACAACCAGCUGGUCACCCUUUACGCAUCUCUUCCCGCACGAACGGCAUUGAUCAUUUUCACCGGUCACUCGGAUCCCCGACGGAUGGCCAGCCUAAAUGCCAGGAAAUCGGCAUUCGAGUCUGCUAUUAGGAGCGGAAAGAAGGCCGAAGACAUCGAUAAGGCAGAUUGGUGGACAGCUAGUGAAGGGCGUGAACUCGAGGAGGAAGUGGAGAAGGCGAAGAGGGGAUUGUUGUUUUUGGGAGUCAAGUGAAGUGCAAAGAAUAGGUUUGUUGGACUUGCAUCUUGUUGCUGUCUCUUGGUGGUUUUCCUGUGCAUAUAUCUCCACUCUUGCAUAUUUCAUCUUGUGGUUUUAUGGUUCAUUCGUCCCAGUCCAAGCCAAGCACUCCUUCCU